AUGGUAUCAAUUUCAAACAGUCAACAACGCACGGACAACAAUAAUAACACGACGACAAUGAUGCACGCUUAUUUGCCAUCACAGCAUCGAGAAAAUAGCAUCGAAGAUUCCAUGGAUUCAAUUCCUACUAAUGUUAAAUUACACAACUUACGACGAAUUCUUUCUACUAAUAAUAAUACUCACGAUCAAAAACAGCAACGUCAUCCGAAUAAUUCUUCUACCGUCGCCUCAUCUUCCUCAUCCUCUUCAUUCACAUCUCAUGUCUCAUUAACUCGAAGAAAAUCAUCGAGAUUGGAUAUUUCUAGUUUACUUUGUGAAUCCCCCGAAUCCUUCCCAAUCUGUGAAGAAGAUAGUUCUAGCAAUAGUAGUAUGGGCGAUACUGCUAGUCAAUUGGGUGAUAAUGAAUCGUUCCACAAAACACCCGCUACUACCCCUCCUCUCUCUCCAAACGGUAUUGGUGAUAAUCAUCAUCAAGUAGUAUUACCUCCGAUUAAAAGUUUAGAUAUGAGAUCUGAGAUGUAUGAUCAUCAUCACGAGAAUUCGGAUUCUCGAAAACCACUUGAACAAUUUGCUACGAUCUCUGAAGCUUAUCGUACUAAUAAUUCUUCUUCAUAUUCGUUACCUCAUCCUACUCUAAUGGAUUCUUCAACUCGUUUAUUAAAUAAUUCUUCCGUUAAUUCAGUUCAUCAUCAUCAUCUUCAAGAUCCUUUAUUACGAAGAUCCUCUUAUGACGUACGUAAUUCAGAUUUAUUAGGAUUUAAUACACCUCCCAAACGUAAGCGAGCCAAUGCCAAUCAAUUAAAAGUAUUAAAUGAGGUAUUUCAUCAAACAUUUUUUCCUUCAACAGAAUUAAGAAUUCAAUUAGGUAAACAAUUAGGUAUGUCACCAAGAACAGUACAAAUAUGGUUUCAAAACAAAAGACAAAGUUGGAGAAGUAAAUCGCAAGAUGAAAAAGCAGAUAAUGAAAUAAUUAAUAAUUCUAGAAGAUCAAGUAAUUCUAGUUUACAUGCUUCUGAUGAAGAAGAAGAUAUAGAUCAAAGGACAAUUCCUGAUUCACCUUUAGAAACUCCAUUGCCCCCACCUAUUCUUUCUCACCAUCGUAAUAAUAAUAAUACUCAACCUUCAACCCCCUUUAGAUAUCAACCAACUGUAUCUGAAAGUCAAAUAGUUAAUGAUAUGUAA
Messenger RNA from Diversispora eburnea, 1182 nucleotides. NCBI's taxonomy places the organism in Eukaryota, Fungi, Glomeromycota, Glomeromycetes, Diversisporales, Diversisporaceae. The record is from the annotation of a GenBank genome assembly.